Messenger RNA from Aplysia californica (California sea hare), 651 nucleotides. RefSeq names its product alpha-(1,3)-fucosyltransferase C-like. The transcript has a single exon. The record is from RefSeq and is a predicted model, not a curated record. NCBI's taxonomy places the organism in Eukaryota, Metazoa, Mollusca, Gastropoda, Aplysiida, Aplysiidae. Gene Ontology annotation, molecular function: alpha-(1->3)-fucosyltransferase activity. Gene Ontology annotation, cellular component: membrane. The coding region runs from base 81 to 479 and encodes 132 amino acids.
AGAAAUACAUCAAUGUUGACAUCUUCGGGAAAUGUGGGAAUCUCUCUUGCCCUCGCUCUCAGUUUGACCAAUGCCAAGACAUGCUGAAGACGUACAGAUUCUACCUGUCCUUAGAGAACUCUUUCUGCCAGGACUACGUGUCGGAAAAACUCCUCCUGCUCUAUAAACAGCGCAAUCACACGAUCCCCGUAGUCAGAGGAGGCUUUGAUUAUGACCGCAACCUUCCUCCAGACACCGUGAUCAACGCCGCUCAUUUCAGAUCGGCCCGGGAACUAGGGGUUUACCUGAAGGAGCUGGGUUCCAAUCCCGAUCGUUACGCCAAGGUGCUGAAGGAAGUAGACAAGCUGACUGGGUUGGGUCACUUCAUCGACUGGUGCGACAUCUGUGAGAAAAUUAACACCGUCACCGCGAGCAAGAAGAUCCCAGACAUCAAGGCCUGGUCACAUGAAGGGAAAUGCCAUCCGCCGAAAGAUGUCUAGUACACACAUAACAAAAGUCUGAUUCCAUUCUUCUGAAACUAGAUGGUUUUUGUUCACUUGAGAAGAACUUCAAAUAUAAAAGCUUGGUUAUUCAUUUAAUCGAUUCAAAGAAAGGUAUAUUUAAUCUCAGGAAGGGAUUUCGAGUAUUAUUUAUCAUUGAGCAAACUGCACA